GCGAGGAAGAGGAAGAUGCCUUGGGCCCCCCAGGCAGGCCCCGAGCUGAGGACGGAGAGCCCGGAGGACAAAUCCCCUCGUGAGACCCUGGUGGGAGAGGCUAUUUUGAAGGGCUCCCUGGCGCAGGAAGGCAGCGGGGAGGAAAAGGGCCGGAGAUCCCCCCACAGGAGGGGCUCCAAAGCCAUCCCAGGGUGCUCUGAGGAGGAAAGAGCCAGCCUGUGCCAGGAAGGCGGCUGGAGCUUGAGGGGGAGCUCUGAGGUGGUGGUCCCUGAGCAGCCUCCCAGCAGGGAGAAGCCCUUCAGGUGCUUGGAAUGUGGGAAGAGCUUCAGGAAGAACUCCCACCUGAUCCGACACCAGCACAUCCACACUGGGGAACGGCCUUACCCGUGUGGGGAAUGUGGGAAGAGCUUCAACCAAAGCUCCAACCUCCGCAAACACCAGCACAUCCACACUGGGGAACGACCAUAUGAGUGUGUGGAAUGUGGGAAGAGCUUCAAGGACAGCUCCAGCCUGAUCCGACACAAGCACAUCCACACUGGGGAACGGCCCUACAAGUGCUUGGAAUGUGGGAAGAGGUUUCUGACCAGCUCAGAUCUCCUUGUGCACCAGCGGACGCACACGGAUGAGAGGCCCUUCCGCUGCACCGACUGCGGGAAGGGCUUCAACCGGAACGGCCACCUCAUCAAUCACUGGCGCAUCCACACUGGGGAGAGGCCCUACAAGUGUGGGGAGUGUGGGAAGAGCUUCACCGAGAGCUCUACCUUGACCAAACACCAACGGACCCACCAGUAAGGGAAGCCCUACCAGUGCCCUGACUGUGGGAAGAGCUUUGACCGUAGGACUGACGCGCAAAAAAGG
Messenger RNA from Chiroxiphia lanceolata (lance-tailed manakin), 858 nucleotides. Its product is annotated as zinc finger protein 239-like. Bases 16 to 792 code for a protein of 258 amino acids. The transcript is spliced from 3 exons. Gene Ontology annotation, molecular function: DNA-binding transcription factor activity, RNA polymerase II-specific; RNA polymerase II cis-regulatory region sequence-specific DNA binding. Gene Ontology annotation, biological process: regulation of transcription by RNA polymerase II. Lineage: Eukaryota; Metazoa; Chordata; Aves; Passeriformes; Pipridae. The record is from RefSeq and is a predicted model, not a curated record.